AUGAUCGACCCGCAUCUCUUCUGCGGGCCGGAGUUCACGCUGGAGGUCCCAGCGGAGCACCAGCUCCCACUCCUACCCAGCCUGGUGCUGCAGCUGCAGACGGAGUUGUACAAUCUCCUGUCACCGGCUGUGCGACGCAAGAUACACGCGACGCACAACAGCAGCAGCGCCGCCGCUGUGCCACCACCCCCUGAUUCUCUUCUCUUCGUGGAUGUGCAGCCAAUAAUUCCACAGGGCUCAGUCAAGGAGGAUGCCGCGGCGGCUGAAGGGACCAUCCAUCUUGUGCUGCUUGUUACGGACUCCCGUGCUGCGGCAGAGUUGUUUCUAAUUGUACUGCGGAACCCAUUCAUUGCGCUGCCGCACCGCAUGCGGCUGCGUAGUCGCUGUACUAGCAGCAGCAGCGGUGGUGGCGGUGAGAAGGGACGCACCCCGCCGGCGGAGAUACUGCGCAGGAAGGAGGCACUGCGCUCUCGUAUGAACUUUGACGAGGAUUUGUGGCGCACGCUGCAGGAGACCCUCACUCCUGAGUGGAUGCAGGAAUUUGAGGCACAACACUUGCGGCAGCACGACGGUGCGGCCGCUAUGCGUGAGGCACAGCGGCACGAGCAGCGUGUGGAGAGUGUUCUGCGCUACUGCGAGAAGGAAGUGCAAUACGUUGGUGUCAUGGACGAUGCAGGCAAGGCAAGCCCUUUCCUCACGGCGAUGGGUCUCUUCUACCGACUCGGCCUCACUCACCGCGACGCGCUGCUGCACUUUGCUCGGCACCCACGACGCACAGUCCGUGCAAUUGCCCUCUUCAUUGCGCGCUACACCGUCGCGCCGGAGGAGUUAGAGCCGUUCUUCGCUCCAUCCAUCACCGACGAGGUGGUGGUCGCAUGUGCCGACGAUCUGCAGGUAACGAGCUCGAUGCGGCAGCUCUGUGCGGACUUGCUGCUGUGCGACGAGGUGUGCGAGGCGUGGCCGCCGACGUACCACCCGCACUGGAUCGAGCACACGGUGCGGCCAAUGAUGCAGCGUGUGGAGGCGGAGUGCAAGCGGCGUGAGGAACUCCGAGAGGCACGCGCCGGUGACGGCAACAAGAACACGGCGGCAGCAGCAGCAGUAGCAGCAGCAGCAGCAAAGCCAGGUGGAGGUGCGGUGGUGCGUGGGGCGGGGACAGGCGUUGGUGUAUUCGGCUUCCGCAGCAUCCAUGACCUGCAGAGGUACGUGAGGGAGAAGGAGCGGGUGCUGGUGCCGCAGCGUAUUGUGACCAUGUCUGCGGCGGCGCGAGAUGGUGCCGUAGAUGGUGCUGCAGCAGACUUGGUCAGGUCCAACGACAAUGAUGAUGCUGAUGAUGAUGAUGAUGAUGACUUUUUGAUCAAGGUGCGGCUGGAGGGCGAUGACAGGGUGUCGCACAGCAGUGUUGUUGCUGGGCAGGGACACGGUAGUCGGCCCGCACAGCAGCAGCAGCAACAACAACAGAAGAAGAAAGAUGCAUCAAGGCGAAAGCGGCAGCGGGAGGCGACGGCAACAAAUACACGUGCGUUGGUGGUAACAGGGGCAUACCGCGCUGUCCUGCGCCUCCUCGGCCGCACAGAGCCGUUCGACAAGCGUUCAGAGCACUACCUAACUUUCUGA
Molecule: messenger RNA, 1617 nt
Organism: Trypanosoma grayi
Lineage: Eukaryota; Euglenozoa; Kinetoplastea; Trypanosomatida; Trypanosomatidae
Exons: 1
Coding region: 1-1617 (538 amino acids)
Source: RefSeq, a predicted model, not a curated record